Messenger RNA from Psammomys obesus (fat sand rat), 1554 nucleotides. Its product is annotated as cytochrome P450 4A10-like. Gene Ontology annotation, biological process: kidney development; lauric acid metabolic process; linoleic acid metabolic process. Lineage: Eukaryota; Metazoa; Chordata; Mammalia; Rodentia; Muridae. The transcript has 12 exons. Gene Ontology annotation, molecular function: arachidonate monooxygenase activity; heme binding; alkane 1-monooxygenase activity. The record is from RefSeq and is a predicted model, not a curated record. Gene Ontology annotation, cellular component: intracellular membrane-bounded organelle. The coding region runs from base 1 to 1554 and encodes 517 amino acids.
AUGAGUAUCUCUGCACUGAGCCCCACCAGAUUUCUGGAAAGCACCUCUGGGCUCCUCCAAGUGGCCUUUCUGGCUGGCCUGCUUCUGCUGCUGUUCAAGAUAGCACACCACCACCUGUGCAGACAAUGGCUGUUGGAAGAGCUCCAUCAGUUCCCAUCUCCACCCUCCCACUGGCUCUUUGGCCAUUAUUUAGAGUUCAAAGAGGACCAGGAGCUGCAAUGGCAUUUAAGAUAUGCAGAGAAAUUCCCAGGUGCCUAUGUCUAUUGGAUAUGGGGGAGUAAAGCCUUCAUCCAGAUCUAUGACCCUGACUACAUGAAAGUGAUUCUGGGAAGAGCAGACCCAAAGGCUGACAUCUACAGACUCUUGAUCCCUUGGAUUGGACAUAGUUUGUUCUUUUUGAACGGGCAUAAGUGGUUCCAGCAUCGUCCGAUAUUGACCCCGGCUUUCCACUUUAACAUCCUGAAGGCCUCUGUGGGGACCAUGGCAGACUCUGUGCAAGUGAUGCUGGACAGAUGGGAGCAGCUCGCUUGCCAAGACACCUCUCUAGAGAUCUUUCACCACAUCUCGUUGAUGAUGCUGGACACCAUCAUGAAGUGUGCCUUCAGUUACCAGGGCAGUGUGCAGCUGGACAGCCUGUUUUAUAUCCUCUCCUUCACGGAUUCUCAUGCGUACCUCCAAGCUGUUAGUGACCUGGGCACCCUAAUACCUUCCCGUAUGAAGAACGCCUUCCUCCAGAACGACAUUAUCUACAAUCUGACUUCUGACAGCCAAAGGACCAAACGUGCCUAUCGGGUUGCCCAUGAACAUACAGACCAAGUGAUCAAGCUGAGAAAGGCUCAGCUGCAGGGCGAGGAAUCACUGGAGGAGCUCAAAGGAAAGAAGCAAUUGGAUUUCCUGGACAUCCUUCUGUUUUCCAGAACAGAAGAUGGGAACAGCUUGUCUGACAAAGAGCUGCGAGCUGAGGUAGACUCACUCAUGUUUGGGGGUCAGGACACACCAGCCAGUGGUGUCUCCUGGGUCUUCCAUGCUUUGGCCACACAUCCUGAGCACCAGCAGAGAUGCAGAGAGGAGCUUCAGAGCCUUCUAGGGGAUGGAGCACCCAUCACAUGGGAGCACCUGGACAAGAUGCCCUAUACCACCAUGUGCAUCAAGGGGGCCCUGAGGCUCUACCCAACAGUACCAGUUGUGGGCAGAGAGCUUAGCACGCCUGUUACCUUCCCAGAUGGGCGCUCCUUACCCAAAGGUGUCACAGUUCUGCUCAACUUUUAUGCCCUGCACCUCGACCCAAAAGUGUGGCCAAAUCCAGAGGUGUUCGAUCCUUCCCGGUUUGCAAGGGAUUCUGUGAGACACAGCCAUGCUUACCUGCCCUUCUCAGGAGGAUCAAGGAACUGCAUUGGGAAGCAAUUUGCCAUGAAUGAGCUUAAGGUGGCUGUGGCCUUGACCCUGCUCCGCUUUGAACUACUGCCAGAUCCCACCAGGAUUCCCAACCCUGUUAACCAACUUGUACUGAAGGGCAAGAAUGGGAUCCACCUGCAUCUUAGGAAGCUCCAGUAG